CGCAAGUUUGGCCGGAUAUGGCCCUGGAACAAUCAAUUAACCUUGAUACAAAGACAAAGGGGGGCAUAGUUGGAAUGAGUACGAACGAAGAUGCUGUAGACCGAUGGUUCUUAACCAUUCACGAGCGAGCAGCCAUGACACAUGCACUAAAGGAGAUGUGUGGUCUAGAAAACUGCGACCGCAUUGGGACACACAAGGAGGCUGAAGCCACAAGAGUGAGCAGAGAUGAGAGAGACGUACAGAAGUUGUUUGAAACCUUCAAGAGUGAUCUCCUCAGUGACCCUUUUCAGAUUCCAGAAGAAAUCUCAGAGGAGGAAAUACCCUUAACCUUAAGUAAUCUUGCCACUGGUGUUGUUCUUCCAGGCGCAGAUGGAAGCAUUCUUCUCAACGCAGAAGAGUUAGGCAGAAAAAGCAUGGAAACAUUUCUUUCAUCGCGAAUCCAGAGAAAUGAAAUCAAUUUCUGGGAUCCAAUCCAGCGGCUGAAGAUUAAAACAUUCAGUUCUAUGGCAAAGAAAGUUGCAGUGAGCAAACAGAAAGAUAAGACUGUAACUGUUAAUGCUGAUCGUGAGCUUUUUGGUCGCCUUCUGGUUGCUGCGAGGAACAGGGAUAUUGAUCUCAAAGAGGUUCUUUCUUAUGAGCUUUGCGGUGUACCAGUCGCACUUGUACAUCCUGAUGGCAGCCUCAGGAAGACGACAAAAAGCACCCUAAUGUAUGUCCUUGAAAACAAUGUUACGUGUAGAUCAAGCCUGCCUUCAUCACAGCACCCUACAGCAUGUCUAAUUGAUGCGAUGGCUCUCAUUCAGAUAAUUAAAUCAGUAAGGUCUGCGACAUUUAGCCAGUUAUCGCAGAAAUACCAAGACAUUGUCACUAGUAAAUUCCAUCAGAAUAGUCACACCAGAGUAGACCUAAUUUUCGACCAAUAUAGGCCUGUCUCAAUUAAGGCACAGGGGAACGCAGCAAGAGAGGAGAAUCAAGCUCGUUUGAAAUCAACAUCCACAGUGGAUCCACGCCAGUACCGAAGCAGUGGUCAAAAUAUAUCUCAAACCCAAAGAACAAACAAAACUUAGCCGCCUUUCUCUAUGAGUCGUUAACAAAGAACUUACCGGCAUAUUUAGGCCCUCAGCAGAAGGUCGUCCUAGGUGGAGGAUUCAAGGAUGGAUUAAAAGCAGUGUGUCUAACUAGUGGUUCCGCAGUUGUUGAGCCAAAUCUACGUUCGGAUCAUGAAGAGGCAGAUACAAGACUUCUGCUUCAUGCCAAACACGCUGCAGCCACUCAUCCACGCAUUGUGAUACAAUCACCAGACACUGAUGUUGCCGUACUUUCAGUAGCACAUUUUUCAGAUUUAAACUGCCAGGAACUGUGGUUAAAAAUAGGCGUCAAAGACAGACUGAGAUACCUACCUGUCCAUGAGAUUCAGGCUUUCCUGAGGGAAUCUCUUUGUAGAUGUCUUCCAUCGUUCCAUGCACUGACUGGUUGCGACUCUACAAGUGCCUUCUCUGGAAUAGGGAAGAAGAAGGCGUGGAAGGUACCGCUGACGAAAGAACAGAUGC
This is a messenger RNA of Pocillopora verrucosa, 1550 nucleotides long. The record is from RefSeq and is a predicted model, not a curated record. Lineage: Eukaryota; Metazoa; Cnidaria; Anthozoa; Scleractinia; Pocilloporidae.